AUGGAUAAUUUCAGGGCGAGAGAGUUGCAGAUUUCUCAGUUAACCCUUGAGAGGCCAAGCCAGUUUGCUGCGCCGGACGAGGACCCUCCAUCAGACCUGGGUACUCCGGCCGCAACAGAAACUAUGUCUACAGAAUGGACGGAUGAGAAACACAGUAUGUACCUGAAAUCUAUGGAAGCAUCAUUUGUUAACCAGUUGUAUAGUUCCAUGGAUUCGCGUGGUUGGCACUCACAAAAGGGAAGUUUAUUGCAUCCCAAAUCAUCAAGGCAACCCCAGUUCAAUUCUCGUGCCCCUUCUGGCCAGUUUAAGGUACUUCGAGGUGGCUGCUGGCAGAAAAUCAAUUUUGUAAGAGCUGAAGCAGAUGGAUCUUGUGGUGAUCUUCUGGCAAAUCCGUGGGUGCUGCACUUCAGAUCUUCUUGCAAGACCAAAGAAGUUGAAUCUCCCAUUGUCCAAGAAGCAGUUGCAUCUGUAAGUGAGGAAGUUGAUUCAAUUGGGAAGAAGGAAAUGCCCUGUGCACCAGCUACUUGUUCAAAGCAUUUUCGUGCAUCUCACUCUCAGUUGUGCCAUCAGGAUAUGGUUGGAGGCAACACAGAAGUGUCAGACCAGAACUUUGUUGAUGAAGAUAUCAAAGAAGAAAAAACUCUUGGUUCAUGUGAUGCUAAGAGGAUGAAAGCUCUUAUACUCGAUGUUGCAAAUAACGAUCAGGUUGUUCCACUGCGCAAGCCUGCUGAUACCUGA
Messenger RNA from Prunus armeniaca (apricot), 738 nucleotides. The record is from the annotation of a GenBank genome assembly. Lineage: Eukaryota; Viridiplantae; Streptophyta; Magnoliopsida; Rosales; Rosaceae.